This is a messenger RNA of Pelobates fuscus (common spadefoot toad), 3832 nucleotides long. RefSeq names its product ephrin type-A receptor 3-like. Bases 84 to 3059 code for a protein of 991 amino acids. Gene Ontology annotation, molecular function: ATP binding; transmembrane-ephrin receptor activity; protein binding. Gene Ontology annotation, cellular component: plasma membrane; dendrite. The transcript has 18 exons. Gene Ontology annotation, biological process: axon guidance; protein phosphorylation; ephrin receptor signaling pathway. The record is from RefSeq and is a predicted model, not a curated record. Lineage: Eukaryota; Metazoa; Chordata; Amphibia; Anura; Pelobatidae.
UCCCUCUCUCUCUCUCUCUCUCUCUUCUCCUCUCUUGCUCUCAAUAGCUCUGUAAGUUUGCUGUUUCUGCACAUUGCUUCGAUAUGUCUUUCUGGUGGAUUUGUCCUGCUCUUCUCACUUUUUGCACCAUAUUUAAUACCCAGGCUCUGAGGACAUACCCAUCCAAUGAAGUAUUGGCUUAUGACGCUCUGCAUCCCUGUGUUCUAACAUCAUGUUCAGUAACGUUGCUCGACUCUAUGUCUGCACUUGGAGACCUGGGAUGGGUGGCAUACCCACCAGAAGGGUGGGAAGAAAUAAGUGUAAUGGAUGAAAGGAACACUCCAAUGAGAACUUACCAGGUUUGCAAUGUUCUGGAGGUCAGCCAAAAUAACUGGCUGAGAACCAGUUGGAUUCCAAGAGGAGGUGCUCAGCGUGUCUACAUUGAGAUAAAGUUUACCCUACGAGAUUGCAACAGUCUCCCUGGAGUAUCAGGCACAUGUAAGGAGACCUUUAAUAUGUAUUAUUAUGAAUCCAACAAUAGCAACCUGUGGUUCAUUAAGGAGAACCAGUACAUCAAGAUUGACACCAUAGCAGCAGAUGAAAGCUUCACUCAAGUUGAUGUUGGCGACAGAGUCAUGAAACUGAACACAGAAGUCCGAGACAUCAGUAACUUGUACAAGAAAGGCUUCUACUUGGCUUUUCAAGAUGUUGGAGCAUGUAUUGCUUUGGUUUCCGUUAGGGUCUUCUACAAGAAAUGUCCCAUGACAAUUCGCAACCUAGCUCAAUUCCCGGAUACUGUUACUGGAGGAGACUCGGCUCUGGUGGAGGUAAAGGGAUCUUGUGUGAAUAAUUCAGUGGAGUUUGAUGUUCCCAAGAUGUACUGCAGUGCAGAUGGAGGAUGGCUGGUACCUAUUGGCCGUUGUGCUUGCAAGCCAGGCUACGAAGAGAAAAAGGAUUCGUGUCAUUCUUGCCGCCCGGGGUAUUACAAGGCUUUACUGACUGAUACCUACUGUGCCAAGUGCCCUCCACACAGCUUCUCCUUACAGGAUAGCGCUGCCGAAUGUACCUGCGAGAAAGGAUUCCACCGGGCAGAAUCUGACCCCAAAUCUAUGCCGUGCACAAAACCACCAUCUGCUCCAGAUAAUCCAAUUUCCACCGUGAAUGAGACAUCAGUCAUCAUGGAAUGGAGUCCUCCUGAAGACACUGGGGGCAGAUCAGAUGUCACAUACAAUAUACACUGUAGAAGGUGCCAAGCAGAGACACAGAAAUGCAGCGCGUGUGGAAGCGGAAUCCACUAUAUACCUCGACAGUUUGGUCUGUCCCAGCCUCGAGUCCUUAUCACGGAUCUACUUCCCUAUACCAACUACACAUUUGACAUUGAGGCUUUGAAUGGUGUAUCUGACCUGAGCGCCAGCCCAAAGCAGUUCAUUUCUGUGAAUGUUACCACAAGUCAAGUAGUAAAUGUGAUCCUGAAGGAAAGGAAGAGUAAGGAUAGUGUCACUUUGGCUUUUCAAGGACCAGAAAAGUCUAAUGACAUCGUGGUGGAAUAUGAAGUCAUUUAUUAUGAAAAGAAUCAAAAGGAACAGAAUUACACUGUAUUAAAAACACGAUCUAAUUUUAUGACGGUGGAUGGCCUGAAACCAGGAACUACUUAUGUCUUCAGAGUCAGAGCUCAUACAGUUGGAGGUCAAGGAAUUUACGGUGGAGAAAUUGAGUUGGAGACCAGCACAGAAGAUAUUAUCGCCAUCGUUGACCCAAACCAAAUUACUAUAUUGGCCAUCUCGGUGGCAGGAGGAAUUGUUUUGCUGAUUUUCCUGGUGACCUGCUUCUUUGUCAGUGGAAGACACUGUGGUUAUAUCAAAGCAAAGCAGGACCCAGAUGAAGACAAGAUGCAUUUUCAGCACGGGAGAGUGAAGCUACCGGGCAGUAGAACCUACAUCCACCCGCACACUUACGAAGACCCCAACCAGGCUGUGCGAGACUUUGCCAAAGAAAUUGAUGCUUCCUCUAUUCGGAUUGAGCGGGUCAUAGGUGCAGGUGAAUUUGGAGAGGUAUGCAGUGGUCGGCUUAAGUUACCCAGCAAGAGGGAAAUUUAUGUAGCUAUAAAGAGUCUGAAGGCUGGAUAUACAGAAAAACAGAGAAGAGAUUUUUUGGGAGAAGCCAGCAUCAUGGGGCAAUUUGAUCACCCAAACAUUAUCCGACUGGAGGGUGUUGUCACCAAAUGCAAACCAGUGAUGAUUAUAACCGAAUUUAUGGAAAAUGGUUCUUUGGAUUUGUUUCUUAAGAAACAUGAUGGCCAAUUCACUGUGAUUCAGUUAUUGGGAAUGCUCAGAGGCAUUGCAUCUGGAAUGAAAUAUUUAUCUGACAUGAACUAUGUCCACCGAGACCUAGCUGCUCGAAAUAUUCUAGUCAACAGCAACUUGGUUUGCAAAGUCUCCGACUUUGGCCUUUCUCGAGUAUUGGAAGACGACCCUGAAGCAGCAUAUACCACUAGGGGAGGCAAAAUUCCCAUUCGAUGGACGGCUCCAGAAGCGAUAGCAUACAGAAAGUUCACAUCAGCAAGUGAUGUAUGGAGUUACGGGAUAGUUAUGUGGGAGAUCAUUUCAUAUGGCGAGAGACCAUACUGGGAAAUGUCCAACCAGGAUGUCAUAAAAGCAAUAGACGAGGGCUAUCGUCUUCCCCCUCCGAUGGACUGCCCAGUUGUAUUACAUCAACUCAUGCUGGACUGUUGGCAGAAAUGUAGAAGUGACCGUCCGAAGUUUGGUCAAAUUGUCAAUAUACUCGACAAAUUCAUUCGAACCCCAAGUAGUCUGAAUGAACUUGCCAACAGCUCUGAGUGGCAGGAUCCAAGUAUGCUGGACUCAUACACAGUGACUACUAUUGAACAGUGGCUAGAAGUAAUCAAGUUGAGCCAGUACAUCGAGCACUUCACAAUGGCAGGUUACGUGACUCUAGACUCAGUGAUGUACCUUAACAGCAGUGAACUCAGCAGAAUUGGAAUCACACUUGCCGGCCACCAGAAAAAGAUAUUAUCAAGCAUACAAAACCUUCAGGCACUGGGGACGCAUUUGCAAAUAUAAGUCCAAGGUAUUCCUAAUUCCCAAUGUUCCUGAUACUCAGAGGGAUCUUCUCUGCCUGCCAGAGGCCAUAUACUCAGAGAUGAAAACUAAGAUCCUGUUCACCUUCCAAUAACAAGUGUACAACAGGGAUGCUGAAUUUAAUGUCCCGUGUUUUAUAAAGGGUGAUUAAACAUGCCAAUAGUCUGAACUUAUGACUAAGUGUGCCUUUGGGAGGUGUUUUUGGAUUCCAAAAAAAUCCACAAAAAGCUAAAAACAACUUGAGAAAGUAUGAAAUCAUUUUCAGUACUGGACAGAAAACUGUAUCAAUGACAAAUAAAUAUUUGACGUGACACCGCAUGAGAGGUCGGACAUUGAACUGAUCGAUGUUCGGGACCUCAACUAUUCCAUGUGUUGGACAAUCCUGAGAAAGGUGGGUCUCACCUGCCUGGGACGAUGGUGAUACCAGGUCAUAUGCCCAUGUUCCACCACAGAUGGCCAAGUAAAUGUAGCUGCUGCAGACUUGUGUUAACGAAAGACCCUCAAACAUUGCCAGGAUGGUGUUGGAAUCCUUGACGGACAUUAACCUUCCAGCGUUACAUCAUCAUGUGCGUUUGUUUGUUCCAACAACUCAACCUCUGAUGGCAAAUGCGUUUUAAUGCAUUAUAUGUGUGUGUAUUUAUGAAUAAACAAUAUGUAUAUUUUGAUUUUCAUAUCCCAGAUCUGUUGCCAUCGCACUUCUGAUUGCUCACAAUGCAUUGUCAUCAAACUCAAUAAAGUCCGUGUAGCAUUUGUAA